CAGAAAAUUUUUCCUCGUUUUCUCAAUGUGUUUGUGCGACUGUUGACCUUUGGAAGAGUUCAAGAAGUUCCUUAUUCCGGGUCUAGAUCACACCCACAACCAGAAACUCAGAAAGAUUUUACCUUUGUAGCCGGACGUGCGUUCCGAUACAAUGGAGCUGCAGUUGAAAGGUUGAUGAGUGUAUAUACACGUGGCUCUUGGACUACUUCUAUGUCGUACAUGCAAAGUUCUUCUCACGGUAAGGUUUGCGGCGUUCUACUCUCUCUUCUUGUAUUAGCUUUAUAGUGGUACUAAAGACAGCAAUAUAUAUGGGAUUCUGAAUUUGAGAUACCCAUUUUUGGGGAUUCGUGGGGUUUUCACCAUUCUGGUGUGGUACCUGGUAAUAUUUCCAGAGGUUGAAAUCGAAGACCCAAUUGGGCUUUGUGUAUUAUGUUGUUCUUUGGAGGUUUCCUGUGAUUCAACGAUCAGCUCCACCAAUGCCUGUCUCGGUUUUUGAUUUCUUGGCAAGUGGAGGUUUUUAAAGGUAUACGUUGAAGAAGGUGACAAAAAACUCAUUUGGCUCAUUUUAUUCGUGGAGAAUUCUUGUUAAUAUGGUUCUGUAGAAUGCAGAGGAGUUUUGAGACUUUCUAAGCUUUCUAGAGCUCUAACUUUCUCUGCUUGAUCAAAGGAAGAAAAUAAAAAGAAAACUAAGGUAAAAUCAUUCAUGUUUAUGUGAUUUUACGACGUAUGAAAUAUAAUGUUGGGCGUUUUCUCAUCAAGUUGGAAUUAUGAAAUUGAGAUUUCUUGUUGAUUGAUUGUUUUGGACUUAUAUGGAAGUUCUGAUCGAUCAAAUGAGGAACAUGAAUGAGGAAGAACUGAAUGACAUUGAAAGUUCUGAGAGAAAGGUCAUUGAAGAGAUUCGAGAAGUGCCAGAGGAAGUGAAGAGAAUUACAUCAUGGAAGAGUCAGAUAACACUGCGGGGACUUCUAGCUAGCUUAGCUAUUGGAAUCAUUUACAGUGUGAUAGUGAUGAAGCUUAACCUCACAACUGGGCUAGUCCCCAACCUUAAUGCCUCAGUUGCUUUCCUCACCUUUAUCUUCAUCAGGGCAUGGACUGCACUGCUUGAGAAGGCUGGAAUUGUAUCAAUUCCAUUCACUCGACAGGAGAAUACUAUCAUUCAGACUUGUGCAGUGGCAUGUUAUAGUAUUGCUGUUGGAGGUGGUUUUGGGUCUUAUCUGUUGGGUUUGAACAUAAAGACAUAUGAACAAGCAGGGUUUGAUACAAAGGGGAAUACGCCAGGGAGCACCAAGGAGCCUGGGAUUGGUUGGAUGACUGGUUUCCUCUUUGUAAGCAGCUUUGUCGGGCUGUUAUCAUUGGUUCCUCUCAGAAAGAUAAUGAUAGUCGACUACAAAUUAACUUAUCCUAGUGGAACUGCUACUGCUAUUCUUAUUAAUGGUUUCCAUACUUCUAAAGGAGACAAGAUGGCCAAGGAGCAGGUUCGUAGGUUCAUGAAAUGCUUCUCGCUUAGUUUCCUUUGGGCUUUCUUGCAGUGGUUCUAUUCAGGUGGAGAGCAAUGCGGAUUUGCUCAGAUUCCUGUGUUUGGAUUGCUGGCUCAGAGCAAUUCGUUUUACUUUGAUUUCAGUAUGACUUAUAUUGGAGCAGGAAUGAUCUGUUCCCAUCUCGUAAACUUGUCUUCGCUUCUUGGCGCGGUGCUCUCUUGGGGGGUGAUGUGGCCACUGAUAAGGGGGCUCAAAGGGGAUUGGUACCCUGAAACUUUAUCGGAAGGCAGCAUGAGGAGUCUUAAUGGUUACAAGGUUUUUAUUUCUAUUUCUCUGAUCCUCGGAGAUGGGCUUUUCAAUUUUCUCAAGAUACUGUACUUCACCACCAGAAACAUCCAUGCUAGAGUGAACAAAGACCUUAAAACAUCUUUGGAUGACCAGAAUCAGCCUCUUGAUGAUCUGAGACGAAAUGAGGUCUUCAUAAGAGAGAGCAUUCCCACAUGGGUUGCAUGUACAGGGUACACACUCUUCUCCAUUGUCUCCAUCAUUGUGAUUCCACUCAUGUUCCCUGAGUUGAAGUGGUAUUACGUAGUUGUUGCUUAUGUUCUUGCACCCUCUCUGAGCUUCUGCAAUGCUUAUGGUGCGGGUUUAACUGACAUGAACAUGGCCUAUAACUAUGGGAAAGUUUCUCUUUUUGUGCUUGCUGCCAUGAGUGGAAAAAACAAUGGCGUGGUUGCAGGGCUUGUGGGCUGUGGUCUGAUUAAAUCCAUAGUUUCCAUCUCUUCUGAUUUGAUGCAUGAUUUCAAGACUGGCCAUCUCACUUUCACUUCCCCUCGAUUGAUGCUUGUAAGCCAAGGUAUUGGGACAGCUAUAGGCUGCGUGGUUGCUCCUUUCACAUUCUUUCUUUUCUACAAGGCUUUUGAUGUUGGGAACCCAGAUGGAGAAUACAAAGCCCCCUAUGCCAUCAUCUACCGCAACAUGGCAAUUCUAGGUGUUGAAGGCUCCUCAGCUCUUCCCCAACACUGCCUGGAAAUAUGCUGUGGGUUUUUUGCCUUUGCCAUAGCAGCCAACUUGCUGAGAAAUCUUAACCCAAAGGGUAUUGGGAAAUGGAUUCCACUUCCUAUGGCUAUGGCUGUGCCUUUCCUUGUUGGUGCUUACUUUGCCAUUGAUAUGUGUGUCGGGAGUUUGAUUGCGUUUGCUUGGCACAAGCUAAAUGGCAAGAAGGCCAAUUUGAUGGUUCCUGCAGCUGCUUCUGGUUUGAUAUGUGGAGAUGGGUUAUGGAUUCUUCCCUCAUCAAUCCUUGCUUUGGCCAAUAUACGUCCUCCGAACUGCAUGAGCUUCUUUCCGUCCAGGUAGAAGUUUUUCAAGAGAGAGAGAGUAUAAAUGGUAGGCUAACACAGGUAAAGCUUAUUGCAGGCAUGACACAUAAAUCUUCAACAAGUGUAGGGAUGAUAAUCUCUGUUUCGGUUUCUAUUUGAAUUCUUUAAAAGGUACAAAAUAAACAACAUUGAUUUUUAAAUCACCAUGAACCAUGUGAGUUCUUCGGUAUCUAUCCCUAUCCAGGAAUUAAAGCAGCAUUUUGAGUAGUUCCUCCAAAGGAUUAUAUGCAUAUGAGCUCAAGUAGUACGGAAGCACUGAUAUUUGAGAGUAAUGAUACAAAUACAAUCGUUUUUACAAUU
Juglans regia (Persian walnut) is the source of this 3157-nucleotide messenger RNA. Its product is annotated as metal-nicotianamine transporter YSL3-like. Gene Ontology annotation, cellular component: plasma membrane. NCBI's taxonomy places the organism in Eukaryota, Viridiplantae, Streptophyta, Magnoliopsida, Fagales, Juglandaceae. The transcript is spliced from 7 exons. Gene Ontology annotation, molecular function: oligopeptide transmembrane transporter activity; iron-nicotianamine transmembrane transporter activity. Bases 810 to 2834 code for a protein of 674 amino acids. Gene Ontology annotation, biological process: seed development; response to iron ion. The record is from RefSeq and is a predicted model, not a curated record.